Messenger RNA from Cyclocybe aegerita, 1017 nucleotides. The record is from the annotation of a GenBank genome assembly. Lineage: Eukaryota; Fungi; Basidiomycota; Agaricomycetes; Agaricales; Hemipholiotaceae.
AUGGAUGCCUUCUACGCAAAGCUUCUCGCUGCGGCGACUGGCUCGUCCCUGACGGCCUUGACGAUGACGCCAUUCGACGUCGUAAAAACCCGCCUGCAGACGCAGCCGCCAGAGACACGUCCGCUUUUUCCUCGCCCGCCACCUAACACAUGUUGCCAACCGACAAAUCCAGCUGGCUGUGUCCGCAACAUGUCCUCUCUCGCUGUCAGGUCGCUGCCCACCGAGGUCGUGUGUGUAUGGGAAGCGGGUCUCAUGAAAACUGAGCGCGUGAACGGGUUCUUCGAUGCCGUACGGCACGUCUGGAGAGCCGAAGGCGUGCGUGGACUCUGGAAGGGAGCCGCGACAACGCUAGUCAUUGGCGUGCCUUCAUCCACCGCUUACAUACUCACAUAUGACCACCUCCUCAACGUCAUACUUCCGCCAUUUAUAUCUUCGCCGACCUUGGUCCCAUUGGUGGCUGGCAUUAUUGCUCGAUCGACCAUUUCCACCGUCGCGUCACCACUAGAACUUGUUCGCACAAACCUCCAGUCAACGCCUGUGUCACCGGGGCAACCGCACACCCUUCGCUCAGUUCUCGACUCCGUUCGAACUGUGGUCCAGAAACGCGGGGUUCAGUUCCUAUGGCGCGGAUUGGGUCCCACACUAUGGCGAGACGUGCCCUUCUCAGGUUUCUACUGGGCAAGCUAUGAAACUUGGAAAAGGGCGUUCGCAAAACGCGGCCACGAGGGUGCUUGGGUCGCUUUCAUCAGUGGAGCAGUCAGCGGAACUUCCGCUGCUCUGAUAACUUCGCCUUUCGAUGUCCUCAAAACUCGCCGCCAGGCUCUGAUUAUGUCGCCCACAACGCAACAUAUUACACGGACGUUCCCUCUCAUACUGCAAAUCAUUCGGACAGAAGGUUCAUCUGCGUUAUUUGCUGGGUUGGUACCUCGGAUAGUCAAAAUAGCUCCUGCCUGUGGAAUUAUGAUUUCUUGUUAUGAGGGCGUUGGCAAAAUUUUGACGAAACCAUCUAGAUCAUAG